Molecule: messenger RNA, 1847 nt
Organism: Didymodactylos carnosus
Lineage: Eukaryota; Metazoa; Rotifera; Eurotatoria; Philodinida; Philodinidae
Source: the annotation of a GenBank genome assembly
AACCAUGAUCAAACAAAUCUUUCAUUGAACCAACAUCACACCAAUAAAAAUCCCACUCAUCUUCUCUAAACGUAACAAAAUAAACAUCACACUGAGACUUUAUACAUCUAAACAAAUACUAUCAACUAGGGAGCAGACUACCAACGCCUUUCCAGCUGAAAAUACAUUGACAGUCGCGAUUCGUUGAAAAAAAAUUGUCGACACCUGUAUCUUGACCGAACCAUUCUCAUGCCAUCGGACAUACAGCAUAAGAACAUCGUUUAACAUCGAUUUCUCAUGCCUUCACUCACAUUUUUUUCUUUCUUUUAUUCAUUUUGCACAUCUAUUUUCACAUAGGAGAUCGAAUAAGGAUAAAAAAUAAAAUAAAAAGUUUCAAAACCAAUAACCAGCUGUUCGUUGCUUAGUAGCCAACGAUCUCGGAAUAUAAAUAUGGCUGAAUAUUCUUGAUUUAUUUAUUUAUUAUUACGUCAUAAACGCAAGUACUUGUUGAUGGCAUUAAAAAGUCUUGCUUCUAAGGUUUGUUAAGAUAUUGAAAUAAAGAUUAUUCUGUAUCGGUUUACCUUCAUUAAUUAUUUUUAGGCAUUUGAUAGCCGAAGAGAAAAGCGACGUGGAAUUGUGUGAGUAAAACAUUCAAGUGAACUGUUUUUUCGAAGGACUGGAUUUCUCUAUUCUGUUUUAGUGAUCGUCCGAUUCGAUUUCGAUCGUUUUUACAAAAUACAAUACUUGAAGUAUUGAAAAAUCGAGGAUGGGUUGAGGUAGGAGAAGAAGAUGAGUGGGAUUUUUAUUGGUGUGAUGUUGGUUCAAUGAAAGAUUUGUUUGAUCAUGGUUACUUUGAAGAACAUAUGAGAAUUAACCAUUUUAGAAAUCAUUAUGAAUUAACGAGAAAAGAUUUGAUGGUGAAGAAUUUGAAACGUUUUAGAAAACAAGUUGAACGAGAACAAGGCCGUUUAGAAGCAUUGAAAUGUGAUUUUUUUCCAACAACUUAUGUACUUCCAUCCGAAUAUCAUUUAUUUGUUGAAGAAUUCAAACGUAAUCCAGAUACGAUUUGGAUAAUGAAACCAGCAGCGAGAGCGCAAGGCAAAGGAAUAUUUCUCUUUCGACGAUUACAAGAUAUCACAGCAUGGCGAAAAGGUGAAUAUUUAACGGGUUAUGAAAAAGAAGCAAACAAAGGUGAUGCAGUUGAAACGUAUGUUGUCCAACGUUAUUUGGAUAAUCCUUAUGUGAUCGGAGGAAAAAAAUUUGAUAUUCGAAUAUAUAUGCUCGUUACAUCUUAUAAUCCAUUGCGUGUUUGGUUAUAUCGUGAAGGUUUUGCACGUUAUAAAUGGUCAAUGUCUCGAUUAAGACAGUAUUUGACAGCUAAACAUGGAUCAGAAAUUGUUGAAAUAAUGUUAAAACAAAUGGACGAUAUAUUCAUAAAAAGUUUGCAAAGUGUUCAAAAAAUAAUGAUCAAUGAUAAACAUUGUUUUGAACUAUAUGGUUAUGAUAUAUUGCUCGAUGCCAAUUUAAAACCAUGGUUGAUUGAAACAAAUGCAUCACCAUCAUUAACAGCAAGUAAUCAAGAAGAUAAUGAUUUGAAAUAUCGAUUAUUAGAUGAUAUGGCCAAUGUUAUUGAUAUGGAAGGACGAUUAACUUUAAAAGAAAAACGUGUGGGAGGUUUUGAUUUAAUUUACAACGAUGGUCCAGUAUAUUGUGAUGAUACUGGAAUAGAAAGUUUUAACUUAAAUACAUUGAGAAUCAAUAGUUUUCUUGGUUGUGCGAAUGAUCGAACAACACAACUGAAACAUUUGUAUCGUCAAAAUUUAAUAUUGAAAAAAAUGGAAAAAGCAGCAGCUCAAAAUAACGUCUAA